AUGGACAAUCUAGAGGAGAACCUCGACGUUAAGCUCGUGGACCAGGAUGAUUUGGAGAGCUCCAUCACAAAGAAGGCCAACCAGGCUUUGAUCAACAAGGAAACCGAGUUGGACGAGAAACGAUUGCAAAAAGCAACCUCAGACUUGGAGAAGACAGUGAAGAGGAUUCAGCUUCUCCAAAGGCGUCUUGACAAUCCACGUACAAAGCUCUCGCAAAGAAAGUCUCUAAAAGAUGAGAUCCAAUGGCUUAAUGAAAACGAGCUCAAGCCAAGACAGCAAGAUGUCGAUGAUAUCCAAGGCAGACUUGAAGGAAACCGAGAACUGCUUCAGGAGGAACAGAAGGGUGGAACAAACGAAAGGCUAGCUGGAGAAACCGAGAGAGAAUUCCUCAUACGAACUGGUAAAAUCACAGCAUUUGGUAAUACUACAGCAUUCGCAGCCGAUGAACUGGCUACCAGAUCACAUCAGCACUUGAGGGCACCGGGCUUCAGUGAUGCUGAGCAAGUAAGUCCGAACGUUUCGGGAAACGUGAAACAUGAACUAGAAGAAAAGGAAGACGAAGACGAUAUACCCGUGAAAAGGCGAAGAAAGACCCUCGACCUGGAGUCGGAGUACGAAGAUAACGGGGAAUCUGAUGAUAACGGGGCAGACGAUUUUGCAGACCUUAAUGAAGAUAUCGUGGAGGAACUAAUUGAUCCUACCGAAAGCUCCACGAGUAUGUCCCUCAGUCUGCGAAAUGUGGACGACGGUGACGAAGCAGUGUACCAACUGCGUUUUGGAGAAUGGAAACAAAGAAGGGCCCAGCUACGAAAGGCUCAUCAAAAGGAAGUGGAUGAGGAUUUACCUGAGUGGCAAUUACCUCAUCCUACCAUUCCUGACGCUGUACUCAAUGAUCGUUUCAAGUUGCCAGGUGACAUAUAUCCUUCCUUGUUUGACUACCAAAAGACGUGCGUGCAAUGGCUAUGGGAACUUCAUUCCCAGAAAACAGGUGGAAUCAUUGGUGAUGAAAUGGGAUUAGGUAAGACAAUUCAAGUGAUUGCAUUCCUAGCGGGACUUCAUUAUUCAGGUCUUCUUGAUAAGCCAGUAUUACUAGUUGUUCCGGCCACUGUCAUGAAUCAAUGGGUAAAUGAAUUUCACAGAUGGUGGCCAGCUUUUCGUUGUGUAAUCUUGCAUAGUAUUGGCUCUGGAAUGACUAAGUCUUCGAUAAAGACCGAGGAAGAGUUGGAAGCUCACCUUGAGGAUGAAGAUGCUGACUUUGACGCACAAAUAAGUAUGAAGUCAGCGAACAAUCAAGCUAAUGCAAAGGCCAUUGUUGAUAGGGUUAUGGAAAAGGGCCAUGUCUUGGUGACUACUUACGUUGGUCUUCGAAUUUACUCGAAGCAUAUACUUCCAAGGGAGUGGGGCUACGUUGUUCUUGACGAAGGCCAUAAAAUCAGGAACCCCAAUUCCGAGAUCUCCCUCGCUUGCAAAAGAGUCAAAACUUACAACAGAAUCAUUCUCUCAGGUACGCCCAUCCAGAAUAAUUUGACUGAGCUUUGGUCCCUUUUCGACUUUGUCUUCCCAGGACGUCUAGGAACUCUUCCUGUGUUUGAGCAGCAGUUUGCCAUUCCGAUUAACAUGGGAGGUUAUGCAAAUGCUUCAAACGUGCAAGUGCAGACAGGCUACAAGUGUGCAGUUGUAUUACGAGAUCUAAUUUCGCCUUAUCUCCUCAGGCGACUCAAAGUUGAUGUCGCCCAGGACCUUCCGAAGAAGAAUGAGAUGGUUCUCUUUGUGAAGCUUACCCAAUUCCAGCAAAACUUGUAUGAAAAGUUCUUGGGCAGUGAGGAUGUCAAUGCCAUUCUAAAGGGAAAGAGAAAUGUCCUCAUGGGCGUUGACAUGCUACGGAAGAUUUGCAAUCACCCUGAUCUUAUUGACAGAGAGUUACUUCUCAGGAAAAAAGGAUACAGCUACGGUAACCCAACAAAGUCGGGAAAGAUGCAAGUACUUAAAAACUUACUCCAGCUAUGGCAGAAAGAAGGUCACCGGACCCUUGUUUUCUGUCAGACGAAGCAGAUGCUCGACAUUCUCGAAAAGUUUGUUUCGAGCAUGAGAAGAGUCGACAUCGAAAAUGAUGAAAUAGCUGAGGGAGACUACUUUCAUUACCUUCGCAUGGAUGGCUCAACUCCAAUUGGAAAGAGGCAGACAUUGGUUGAUUCGUUCAACAACAACAAGUAUUUCGACUGCUUCUUGCUUACCACGAAAGUUGGUGGAUUAGGUGUGAAUUUGACUGGUGCCGACAGAGUUAUCAUCUACGAUCCUGAUUGGAAUCCAUCAACAGACAUUCAAGCGAGAGAGAGAGCAUGGCGUUUAGGUCAAACGAAGGACAUUACUAUUUAUAGACUUAUGACGGCUGGAACGAUUGAAGAGAAGAUCUAUCACAGACAGAUUUUCAAGACAUUUUUGACGAACAAGAUAUUAAAGGACCCCAAGCAGAGAAGGUUUUUCAAGAUGAACGACCUUCACGAUCUUUUCAGUCUAGGUGAUCCGCAAGAGAAAGGAACUGAGACAGGGGAUAUGUUCAGUGGAAGUGAAAAGACAUUUAGAGGAGACAAGAUUCGGAAAUCCACCCAGCUCAACAAGCAAAAACACAAGAACGACGAUGACUUGUAUCAAGUUGCUAGCAUAAUGGGUGUAUCUAAACUUGAUAAUUAUGUGGGCGACGAAGAAAAGGAUGACGACAAGAGCAAAGAAGAAAAUCGUCUUAUGGACGGCAUUUUUGCAAAUGCAGAUGUUGUUCAUAGCACUUUGCAACAUGACGAGAUCAUCAACUCGAAUCAGCAAGAGGUGAGCAUUGUGGAGAGGGAGGCAGCCCGGGUGGCCAAGGAAGCAGCUGACGCUUUGAAGAAAUCCAGAAUUCAGGCUCGGUCCAAUACGGUCGGAACCCCAACCUGGACAGGCAAGUUUGGUGUUGCCGGUAGGUUUGGACCCAAGAAGUCUACAAUUAGCAGAGGUGGAACAAAAUCACCAUCUCAAUCGCCAGCUCCUGGUGCAACUGACGCCAUUUCAUCCACCUCAAUUUUGAAUCAAUUGAAACAAAAGAAAGCCAACAAUGGCAGAGCCAACAAAUCAGGCAAGCCAAAGAAACUCACAGAGGACGAUAAGCAAAGCUUGCUUCAGCACUUGAUAGAUUUCUUACGCAAACAGCCCGAGGGAUUUAGCAAAUCUGAUCCAAUUUUAAAGUCGCUUCCUCGGAAUGUUGACCUCAAAGACGAAAAGGAGAUGAUCUCGGUGCGGUCGCUUUUACGAGAGGCUGCUAACUGGGAUGCAGCCUUGAAAGGAUGGAGGCUAAAAGAGACGUUUACGCAAUAG
Messenger RNA from Candidozyma duobushaemuli, 3348 nucleotides. RefSeq names its product DNA-dependent ATPase. Gene Ontology annotation, cellular component: nucleus. The transcript has a single exon. The coding region runs from base 1 to 3348 and encodes 1115 amino acids. The record is from RefSeq and is a predicted model, not a curated record. Lineage: Eukaryota; Fungi; Ascomycota; Pichiomycetes; Serinales; Metschnikowiaceae. Gene Ontology annotation, biological process: transcription-coupled nucleotide-excision repair. Gene Ontology annotation, molecular function: ATP binding; ATP-dependent chromatin remodeler activity.